This is a messenger RNA of Lizanozyma spartinae, 966 nucleotides long. RefSeq lists its product as uncharacterized. Lineage: Eukaryota; Fungi; Ascomycota; Pichiomycetes; Serinales; Debaryomycetaceae. The record is from RefSeq and is a predicted model, not a curated record. The transcript has a single exon. Bases 1 to 966 code for a protein of 321 amino acids.
AUGCUUAGAACAAUCCAAUUGAGACAAGCUGCUAUGCUUAGAACUGUCUUAUUAAGACAGACAAGAGCCUUUAGAACUACAACUCCAAUUAGAUACAGUGUAAUUGGAGAUGCCUUGCACAAGGUGAACAUGAAAUUGGGGAAGGUAGCUGCUGAAGGCAUUGAAGAGGUUGAAGAAAUCAAUGAAAGUGUUAAAAGUACUGUCAAAGACACGGUUGACAGUACUUCGGAUACUGUUAAGAGUGGUAAAGAAGUUGCUGAAGAUGCUGUGGAGGCAGCCAACUUAAAGCUUGGGAAAAAGGCCGCGGAUGGCAUUGAAGUAGUAGAAGAAUUGAAUGAAAAUGUGAAGGAGACUGUUCAAUCUACAGGUGAAACAAUUAAAGAUACUGCUGCCGGUGCAGUAGAAACAGCUAACUUGAAGCUUGGGAAAAUGGCUGCGGAUGGCAUUGAAAAGGUUGAGGAAUUGAAUGAGAAUGUAAAAGAGACAGCUCAAGCCACUGCACAAGGUGCAAUGGAUGCCACAGGAAAGAAAUUACAAGAAGGUAAAGAGAUGGCUGGAGAAGCUGCUGCAGCUACUGGAGAGAAAUUGAAAGAGGGUAAAGAUAUGGCAAAAGAUGCCGCUCAAUCUACUGCCGAAAAGAGUAAGGAAAUGACCGACGACGCAGUGGAUGCCACAGGAAAGAAAUUGCAAGAAGGAAAAGAGAUGGCUGAGGAUGCGGUAGAUGCCACGGCCGAAAAGGGUAAGGAAAUCGUCGACGGCGCUAAGGACACUGCUGAAGAUGUCAAGCAACAAGCUUCAGACAAAGUACAACAAGGCAAAGAGAAAGUCCAGCAAGCUACUGAAGAGGUUGAAGUAGAUGAAGAACUUCAAGAAGUUGUACGUGAGAACUACGAAGGAUAUUCCAGUCUUCAAGAGAAAGGAGCUCAGGUUGAGAAGGAACAGAACAGACCACCUGAUGGUAUUUAA